GCAGGCAGGCUGCAUGGAGGCUUUAACACGCGCUGUCUUGCUUAACCGCUAUGAUCAAUAUGCCGCAUAAUAACAAUGUGACGCGAUGAGAAGCAGCUUUUAAACUCAUAUCGAUCAGCUGAUGGAGGCCCUGUUAAAUGAGUGGCUUUGGCGGGAGGAGUACUGGCUUCCUCCUGGCAUCCGCUGGCAGGACAUUGAGAUGAAGGAAGACGAGGGUCGCUUCCCUCUACCCAGGGAUCUCAUCUACACCUUGCCACUGGCCUUCGCCUUUAUAGCCCUCAGAAUUGUCUUUGAGAGGCUCAUCGCCGUCCCAUUAAGCAAACAUUUUGAUGUGAAGGACCGGAUUAGGAUUCAAGCCGCUUCCAUCCCAAAGCUGGAGACCUUCUACAAACAGAACAGUGCGCAACCAUCGCAAAGUGAGGUGGUGAGCUUGGGUAAGCAAUGUGGACUUUCCCAGAGAAAGAUCCAGACCUGGUUCAGACGCAGAAGGCACCAGGACCGACCCAGCAACACCAAAAAGUUCUGCGAGGCCUCCUGGCGUUUUGUCUUCUACCUCGUAUCGUUCACUGCGGGGCUCGGCUCUUUAAUUAAUACUCCGUGGUUCUGGGAUCACAGAGAGUGUUGGAGGGGUUAUCCCAAGCAGCCCGUGGCCGAGGCUCAUUACUGGUAUUACAUCUUGGAAAUGGGCUUCUAUUUGUCGCUGCUUCUGUGCGUCUCUGUGGACAUCAAGCGAAAAGACUUCAAGGAGCAGGUCAUUCAUCACAUCGCCACCAUAUUCCUCAUCGGUUUCUCCUACUGUGCCAACUAUGUGAGGGUUGGCACUCUGGUGAUGCUGGUGCACGAUUCUUCUGACUUCCUUCUCGAGUCUGCCAAGAUGCUUCACUAUGCUGGCUGGACGAAGACGUGCGACUCACUGUUUGUCAUCUUCUCUCUGGUCUUCCUGGUGACGAGGCUGGUGGUGUUUCCUUGCAGAGUGGUCCACACAACCUUGGUGGUGUCUGUAGAAUUCUUCCAGCCCUUCUUUGGUUAUUAUUUCUUCAACGCCCUUCUGUUAGUACUCCAAGCAUUGCACAUCUUCUGGGCUAAUCUCAUCCUGCGCAUGGUCUACAAAUUUGUGUUCCUGGGCAAGGUGGAGCGUGAUGAACGCAGCGAUGAGGAAAGUGAGGUGGAUGAUGAAGAGGAGGAGGCUGAGGAAGAAGAGGACGAGUGCAGCUGGGAGCAAAGAAAGGGUGCAAUCAACUCCAAACUGGCAUCGCUGGCAAACAACUGUGUCCUGAACAACCUGACCAACCCGAGGAAUAUAAACAGCAGACUGCCCAAAGCCAGAUAGUGGAGCAACCUCUUUACGCGUCGACCGAGCCUUUCCAGAAGAUUGUAUUAUUUACCCUUUCCGCCUAUUGGUGAUUAACUCAUUUCUGACAUAUGAUACAUCCACAUGGCUUGUGUACAUCCCAGUCCACUGAUGAUUUCAGACAAGGGUUGGUCUGCAUCCUGCUUAUCUUCAAAAAAAGAAGGUGAAGAAGCACAGAUGAAGAAACGCCAUCAUUACUGUCACCCAUACCACUGCAUACUGAUAAAAUAUAUAUGGCAAAACAAAGAGUGAAAUUUCCUGAACAACAAAUCAUGUGUUUUUGCACAUUUUGUAUUUAUGCUGUUUCUUUUCAUUGUAUUAUAAUAACUAGUUUGUAAAUACAUAAGGAUACAAUUUCCUGACCUGUGCUAUAAUGCAUUUAUCCUUUCUUUGGUCAACAAGGAAAACAAAAUGUGUUUUACACAAAAUCAAACUGUUCCAUCUAAAACAAUAUGUUUUAAACAGAGCGAAACUAAGCUAGAAUCUAAUAGUAAUUCACUCUCCCAGCUUUGCAUCCACAUAGACAAUACAGUAUGGUUGAUUGAACAUAGACUAUUAAAGAAUAUUGAUCGUAGUAAAUCUGUUGAUAAACCACUUCAUAUAUCUAACAGGUCCAUUUUAUGUUGUUGCAACUUGUGACAGAAUCUAAAAGGCUACUGCAGAAGUCCCAUAAAGUUAUAUUUUUCUGUGAUAGGAUUUGAUUUAGGUCUAAGCUCACAUCUUAGCAGAGAUAUGGCGCCCCCUGGUGCAAAAAGAAGAAUGUAUCGUUGUAGAGAAAGCACUCUCCAUGUCUGAUAAAAAUUAUGCCUUUACAAAAAAAAUGUCUGUUCCUAAAAAUCAGGACCUAAACCACAUGUAUGUGAGUGUGUGUUUUGUUUGUUUUUCUACUUUGAAUAACAUGGUAACAGGCAGCAUAAUUUCUCAAUGAGGUCUUUUGGUUAAGGUUUGCUGAACUGGACUUUAUUUUUGUGCCUUGGCUGAUGUUUUUACACUAUUCUGUGACAAACGCUUAAUAUUAAGCUCUGUGUGUAAGUAGGAUUGCCAUCACUGGACAGGUUUUACUGUGACGAAUUUUAAUGUUUAGCUUGAAAUGUUGGUGAGGCAGCGGCUGGUACAUAGUACCUAGUGCACACAGAUGGGCAUUAGGGAAAUGUGAGAUAUUUUAGAUAGCGGAACAAUCUACAAAGGUCAAAUGCUUUAUAGCUCAGAUGAAAUUUGAUGAUUUUUAUAAAAGAUGGCAUAUUUUGAUAUCACUAGACCAGACAAGAGGUCCCUUGGAUUUUAACAUGUAUUUUAACACAGCGAAAGAUGUGGCUCAGUGUCUGUAAAGUGUUUCCAAGCUAGGCUCUAGAUAGUGCAUCAUUAUUGUCAACAGUACAGCACAGAGAUCUUGUUCAGAAACCAUCAAACUACAGUACACUCAUACACAGUAUUCACUACCAAAAACUGAUGUUAAUGUUUUACAGGUUAGUGAGAGCAACUCUUCAAAAUAAGUGGUUAGAGUAGAAACGUGUGUCUGUCUCUGAACAGGGACUUAACAGCACUGGGGCCCACACAUGAUCAAGUUGUAGAGCACUAAAAGUGGUGAUCCACUAUAACGCGCCAUGACCCCCACUAGAAUAUUGUUUUAUAAAUAAAAACAAUAGAUAUAAAAUCAGGAGCAAUGUCAUGUUUCCACGAAAGUAACACUUGACUGUUCUCUUAAGACUGCACACGGAUGCU
Messenger RNA from Perca flavescens (yellow perch), 3073 nucleotides. It is a transcript of the gene cers4a, whose product is annotated as ceramide synthase 4a. Lineage: Eukaryota; Metazoa; Chordata; Actinopteri; Perciformes; Percidae. Gene Ontology annotation, biological process: ceramide biosynthetic process. Gene Ontology annotation, cellular component: membrane. The record is from RefSeq and is a predicted model, not a curated record. Bases 122 to 1330 code for a protein of 402 amino acids. Gene Ontology annotation, molecular function: sphingosine N-acyltransferase activity; DNA binding. The transcript is spliced from 11 exons.